CAUAAAGGUAACUUCCUUCAAAAUCAAAAUAUUUACUGGGAAUUCCCAAAUACUAUUUCCGGGUACAUGCCGUUCACUCUAAACUAAAAUGAUAUAAAGAUGACCGGUACAGUUAUUGAGACAUUGCGUGCAAUCAUUGUCUUUUCAUAAUACCAAUGAAAAUGGUGUAAAGAUGACAAUUCAGGUUAAAGAGACAUUGCGUGCAACGAUUGUUCUUUGCAUAAUAGUCAAGAUUUCUACGGUUGAUAACUAUGUCCAUUAUACAAUUGAUGGUAAUAGAAGAUUAUGUCUGCCAUAUUUGAAUUGUGAACCAGGCCAUGAAAUACAUCCCUGUACUAUAGAAUACAAACAAGAUAUAUGCACAUUAUGUCCAAAUGGUUUAAAGCAACCUGAUUUGAUAUCUUCAUCACCAAAGGGAAAUCCGAGCGAUACAAAAUGCUUUGCACCAUUCAAGAAAUGUGAUUCAGACGAAAUAAAGUAUAGCAGAAGCAAAAAGUCUGUAUUUUGCGAUUCGCUAGUCGGAUGUGAAUGUGAUACAACUAAGUGUUACUAUGGUGAUCCCUGUCUCUGUGACGACAAAAUAACAGAGUGUGGAAUCGGAGAAUAUCUGAAUAAAACUGGAGGAUGUGUAAAUUGUACAGAGGGAACAGAAAAAGCCGAAAAAGGUUGUGGACCCUGCAGAAGAUUCAAGUAUAUUUCUUACAGAGAUUCCAAAGGUGUACAGGAAGUACAGAGUUCAACAAAAAGAACAACAACACAGUUGAUUAAACUUAGUUUGUCUUUGUCCACCCCAUCACAAUCAUCUUUAGUUUCAGUUUAUCCCCAACAUAAUGACGAAUUGGACGAUACAGCAAUGAUAAUAAUCGUGGUUAUUCUCGGUGUAGCUGUUGUGGUUUUAAUCAUAGUUGCUGCGUAUAUGUGGAGAACACGUGAACAGUGCAUGUGCAGUUUUAAAAUGUGUUUAAAUCAUGGGCAUCAUGAUCCUGCAGUCCGACUACGGGAGCAAAUUCCUCUAAAUCAAGUAGAAAAUGGAAAUCAAGUUGAAAAGGGAGAUAUUCAAGAAACUGUAGAUAAUAGAACAACAGAGGGAGGUAAACCAACAGCCACUCCAACUGAUAAUAGAAAUUCAGAAAUAUAUCGGGAUCAGGCAUCCUCCAACCAGUGCGAAUAUCAAAAAGACAAUUCUAAUACAAAUACAAGUGAACAAUGUCAUAACAAUAAUUCGGUAUCUAGAUCAUCAAAGUCACCACAGGUAGAGAGCGUGACUGGUAAAUGUACGACUGAUAAAAAUUUGGCCUCAGGCAGAUAUAUGACAAUGAAUGCAUAGUUUAGGUAAAAGUCUGACAAUUCUCUUUAAUAUUUUUUUUUAUUGACCAUAAAAAGCCAUUUGUGUUAUAUUUGCUGAACCUUUGGUAUUUAAUCAUAUGCAAAGAUGGGUGGCUCUAUGAUGCCGAGGCCACGAUGUUGUAUAUAAUUUGAUUGUAUAUUGUACUGGUUGUGUUGUUUGACGAAACUUGCACUUUAAGAAUAUACAGAUCAUAACGAUCAUAAAGCAGUAAAAAUAUUAUGAAAUCGUUUAGCUAUUCGUGUUUUAAAUGUUCUUCCAAUUCAGUUUCAGUUUAAUGUUUUUUAACAACAAAUAGCUUUCCAAAAGCAGUAAGUGACAAAAACCUUUAAUAUAGAAAUGUAUAUAUGUUCAAUACUCAUUCUAUUGACAAUUACGAAACACAUAUGAUACCAUUAUAUUUCUUUUGUAUAUUGAUUCAACCAACCAUCUAUAUUGUUCGAUUAUGUCUCAAGUAUUCUGCUAAUUUUGUAUAUUUGUGGAUAUAUCAUGAUCUAUAUUUAUCUGAUUAACUAUGCUACUGUUGUUAGUAGAUAUAGUCUUCUCAAAGAAGGGUUGUUAGAUCUGAUUGAUAUAGAAUUAAUGAUUAAAUAAUAAAGAACUUUUUCUCAUGGUGUUCAAAAAAGAGCAAUAAGUUUUAACAGAACAGGUAUAGUGUCAAUAUCUUAUUUUUUUUAUAGAUGCAGUAACACUUUCAGCAAAUAUUUUGUAAUUAUGAAGUUUAAAUGAAAUUCUUUAUGCGACCAUUGUUGUUACAUCAAAUUGAUACCUUAAUAACGAUGUGUAUGAUAAUAUGAAUCGCUGUGCUAUCUUGU
Molecule: messenger RNA, 2160 nt
Organism: Mytilus trossulus (common blue mussel)
Lineage: Eukaryota; Metazoa; Mollusca; Bivalvia; Mytilida; Mytilidae
Exons: 12
Coding region: 173-1327 (384 amino acids)
Source: RefSeq, a predicted model, not a curated record